Messenger RNA from Camellia sinensis, 3740 nucleotides. NCBI's taxonomy places the organism in Eukaryota, Viridiplantae, Streptophyta, Magnoliopsida, Ericales, Theaceae. The record is from RefSeq and is a predicted model, not a curated record.
CUCGUUCUUAUACUUGAUGGAAACAGGGCUUAUGGCUACUCCAGUGAGGAUGUCCAAAUGGUCAUUGAAACUAUGGCUGCACAAGGAAAGGAGCCUACAUUUUGCAUGGGGGAUGAUAUUCCACUGGCGAUAUUGUCUCAGAAGUCACAUAUGCUUUAUGAUUAUUUCAAGCAGCGGUUUGCUCAGGUUACAAAUCCAGCUAUUGAUCCUCUAAGAGAAGGAUUGGUAAUGUCACUUGAAGUCAACAUUGGGAAGCGUGGAAACCUAUUGGAGGUCGGGCCUGAGAAUGCCUCUCAGGUUAUUUUGUCUAGUCCUGUAUUGAAUGAAGGGGAGCUUGAGUUGUUGCUGAAAGAUCCCUACCUGAAGCCCCAAGUCCUACAAACUUUUUUUGAUAUAAGAAAAGGGCUUGAAGGUUCCUUGGAAAAGACACUUAAUAAACUUUGUAAAGCUGCUGAUGAAGCUGUAAGAAAUGGUUGUCAAUUACUUAUUCUCUCUGACAGGUCCGAUGAGUUGGAACCGACUCGGCCUGCCAUUCCAAUACUUCUUGCUGUAGGUGCUGUGCACCAACACUUGAUUCAAAGUGGCUUGCGAAUGUCUGCUUCCAUUGUAGCAGAAACUGCUCAGUGCUUCAGUACUCAUCAGUUUGCUUGUUUGAUAGGAUAUGGUGCAAGUGCUGUGUGUCCAUACUUGGCAUUGGAGACAUGCAGGCAAUGGCGUUUAAGCAAUAAAACUGUAAACCUAAUGCGCAAUGGCAAGAUGCCAACUGUUACAAUUGAGCAAGCUCAAAAGAACUUCUGCAAGGCUGUCAAAUCUGGCCUACAGAAAAUUCUCUCCAAAAUGGGCAUCUCAUUACUUUCAAGUUAUUGUGGUGCACAGAUAUUUGAAAUUUAUGGAUUAGGAAAGGAGGUUGUUGAUCUUGCAUUUUGUGGCAGUGUAUCUAGUAUUGGUGGAUUAACUCUUGAUGAGCUGGCAAGGGAGACUUUAUCAUUUUGGGUGAGGGCUUUCUCCGAGGAUACAGCUAAAAGACUAGAAAAUUUUGGGUUUAUACAAUUCAGACCAGGAGGGGAAUAUCAUGGAAACAACCCAGAGAUGUCAAAGCUGCUUCACAAAGCUGUUCGCCAAAAGAGUGAAAGUGCUUAUUCAGUGUAUCAGCAGCAUUUGGCUAAUCGACCUGUCAAUGUUCUUCGUGAUCUUCUUGAGUUUAAAAGUGAUCGUGCCCCAAUUCCAGUUGGAAAGGUUGAACCUGCUGUAUCUAUUGUUCAACGGUUUUGCACUGGUGGCAUGUCACUUGGAGCUAUAUCUAGGGAAACUCAUGAAGCAAUUGCUAUUGCAAUGAAUAGAUUGGGUGGAAAGUCUAAUUCAGGAGAAGGUGGUGAGGACCCAAUUCGGUGGAGCCCACUUACUGAUGUUGUUGAUGGCUACUCUCCAACACUGCCUCAUCUCAAAGGUCUUCAAAACGGGGAUACUGCUACAAGUGCUAUCAAGCAGGUUGCUUCAGGACGUUUUGGUGUCACUCCAACAUUCUUGGUCAAUGCUGAUCAAUUGGAGAUCAAAAUUGCCCAAGGUGCAAAGCCUGGUGAAGGCGGACAGUUGCCUGGGAAAAAAGUUAGUGCAUAUAUUGCAAGAUUAAGAAAUUCUAAGCCUGGGGUUCCCCUUAUAUCCCCACCUCCACAUCAUGAUAUUUAUUCUAUCGAGGAUCUUGCCCAACUGAUUUUUGACCUCCAUCAGGUCAACCCUAAGGCCAAGGUAUCUGUAAAGCUAGUGGCAGAAGCUGGAAUAGGUACUGUUGCUUCUGGGGUUGCAAAGGGUAACGCUGAUGUUAUACAGAUAUCAGGGCAUGAUGGGGGAACCGGAGCCAGCCCUAUAAGUUCCAUCAAGCAUGCUGGUGGUCCUUGGGAACUUGGGCUUACAGAAACGCAUCAGACACUCAUUGAAAAUGGACUGAGAGAGAGGGUCAUUCUUAGAGUUGACGGAGGCUUCAAAAGUGGUUUUGAUGUCCUAAUGGCUGCAGCAAUGGGUGCUGAUGAGUAUGGGUUUGGUUCUGUAGCAAUGAUUGCUACUGGAUGUGUUAUGGCUCGCAUCUGUCACACAAAUAAUUGUCCAGUUGGUGUUGCCAGUCAGAGGGAAGAACUACGAGCUCGUUUCCCUGGCUUGCCUGGCGAUCUUGUAAACUUCUUUCUAUAUGUUGCUGAAGAGGUACGGGGCAUCUUGGCACAACUGGGCUAUGAGAAGCUGGAUGACAUAAUUGGCCGAACAGAUCUACUAGGACCACGAGAUGUAUCGUUGAUGAAAACACAGCAUCUUGAUCUCAGUUAUAUUCUCUCUUGUGUUGGAUUACCAAAGUGGAGCAGUACUCAAAUCAGGCUUCAGGAUGUUCAUAGUAAUGGCCCCGUUUUGGAUGAUAUUGUACUCUCAGAUCCAGAGAUAUCAGAUGCAAUUGAGAAUGAGAAAGUUGUCAAUAAAAGCAUAAGGAUAUACAAUGUGGACCGUGCAGUUUGUGGGCGUAUAGCAGGUGUAGUUGCAAAGAAAUACGGUGACACUGGUUUUGCUGGGCAGCUGAAUAUAACAUUCUUAGGGAGUGCUGGACAGUCAUUUGCUUGUUUUCUGACACCUGGAAUGAACAUUCGGCUGGUGGGAGAAGCUAAUGACUAUGUGGGAAAGGGUAUGGCUGGAGGGGAAUUGGUUGUAACUCCCGUUGAGAAUACUGGGUUCUGCCCCGAGGAAGCCACUAUAGUGGGAAACACCUGCUUAUAUGGGGCAACAGGUGGCCAAGUCUUUGUCAGAGGGAAAGCCGGGGAGCGUUUUGCAGUGAGAAACUCACUUGCUGAAGCUGUAGUGGAAGGUACCGGCGACCAUUGUUGUGAAUACAUGACAGGGGGUUGUGUGGUUGUUCUUGGAAAAGUGGGUAGAAAUGUUGCUGCUGGUAUGACUGGAGGUUUGGCAUACAUUCUUGAUGACGAUGAUACUCUUAUCCAGAAGGUAAAUAAGGAAAUUGUAAAGAUCCAGAGAGUGGUUGCCCCUGUGGGGCAGAUGCAGCUAAAGUGCCUGAUCGAAGCCCAUGUUGAAAAAACUGGGAGUGGCAUAGGCUCUUCUAUUUUGAAGGAGUGGGACAAAUAUCUACCGCUAUUCUGGCAGUUGGUUCCACCUAGUGAAGAAGACACCCCCGAGGCUUGUGCAGAGUAUGAGAAAACUACUUCUGGGACGGUGACUUUGCAGUCUGCAUAGAAGAACAGCACCACACAAUACACAAAGUGCAGUUAUAUAUAACUACGAAGUUUCAACCACAUCGAUCAUGGCCAGAGCAGGGAUAGAUUCUAUGAUGGAAAAUCUUACUCAUUAAUUGGAGCGGUUUGCAGGUGACUGAAAUUUCGUAAUCAUCUUAUUACUUGGUGACUGAGACUUUGAUCACUUCAUUGAAAAGCAAUCAAGUGUCCUGUAUAGCGAUGGUGUGGAAAACUGUAAAUUCUAGGUAGCUGUGAUAUUGUCAAUUUUUAGGCCUGAAGAGGUUUUUUUGUUUUGUAAUACAUUUUCAUGGCUUGUUUGUAUGGUAUUUUCUUAAAUUUUUCUACUUUUAUUCAGGAUGAGCAUAGCCAAAUCUGAAAGCCUCGAUCUUGAUCUCUAAUUUUCUUUCCCUGUCUCUGUUUGUGCGAGUCUUGCACUUGGGUGAACUGUGUUGUAAUUUAUGUAUCAUAAUUGUUAUAUAUACAUAUAACAAGUUACUCUGGAAAAUUUUACUUUCA